AUAAAAAAAAAGUACGUGUAAAAAAUAAGUAAAUAAUAGGUUAAUUGGGAAAUAUAUCAAAUUGCUGACUAAUGCAGAAGGAUUAUAGAGAUGAGAUAGAAAAGCGUGUGGACCCACCCGGACUGCACGGAGACAGAAUAUUCAGUUUUCUUCUCAGAAAGAAUCCAAUCUCUCUGUCUUGUCUGAAACGACUUCCGUCUCCUUCCACCAUUCUUCUCUUUCUUCUUCUUCUUCUUCUUCACUUAACCAGUGUUCCAGAUCUGUGAAGAACAUCUUCGAAAAUUUCAGCAGAAUGAAGGCUCUUAUUCUAGUUGGAGGAUUUGGAACUCGAUUGAGACCGCUUACAUUCAGCAUGCCGAAACCCCUUGUUGAUUUUGGUAACAAGCCCAUGAUUUUGCAUCAGAUUGAAGCACUAAAAGCUGCUGGUGUUACUGAAGUUGUAUUAGCUAUCAACCACCAACAACCAGAGGUCAUGUUGAAUUUUGUGAAAGAAUAUGAGAAGAAGCUUGAUAUGAAGAUCACCUUCUCUCAAGAAACCGAACCCCUCGGGACAGCAGGGCCACUCGCCUUGGCUCGGGACAAGCUUAUCGACGAAUCAGGCAAACCCUUUUUCGUGCUCAACAGCGAUGUUAUCUGCGAAUAUCCACUCCUCGAGAUGAUCCAAUUCCACAAGAACCACGGCGCUGAAGCUUCCAUCAUGGUGACCAAAGUAGAAGAUCCUUCAAAGUACGGUGUGGUGGUUAUGGAGAAAGAAGAAGCAAGAGUCGAAAGUUUCGUCGAGAAACCAAAACAUUUUGUCGGGGACAAGAUCAACGCUGGGAUAUACCUCUUGAACCCGUCUGUGCUCGACAGGAUCGAGCUCAGACGGACGUCGAUAGAGAAAGAGAUAUUCCCCAAGAUCGCUUCGGAGAAGAAGCUUUACGCCAUGGUGCUACCAGGUUUCUGGAUGGACAUUGGUCAGCCGAAAGAUUAUUUGACAGGGCAGAGAAUGUACCUCAACUAUCUGAGAAAGAAUGCGCCUGGGGAGCUUUUAGUGACGUCGGGAGAUGGAGUGAUCGGGAACGUUAUGGCGGAUGAGACCGCGGUGAUAGGGGAGCGAUGCUUGAUAGGACCUGACGUGGUGAUUGGUGCAGGAUGCGUGAUUGAACCUGGUGUGAGGUUGUUUGGUUGCACUGUGAUGAGAGGUGUGAGGAUCAAGGAGCAUGCUUGUGUGUCUGAUAGUAUCGUGGGGUGGGACUCGACCGUUGGAAGUUGGGCUCGUGUUGCUGACGUGACGGUUCUCGGGAAAGAUGUUCAGGUUGCGGAUGCAGAGGUUUUACAAAUGUCUGCGAAACCAGAGAUCAUACAGAAAGUAUGAUCCUCAUAUGUUAUUUACUUAAAUAUUAGGUUGAUCAACUUCCUCAUUCGGUUAACUUUCUUUUGAAUGCAUUCCCUUGGUCGAACUUCGAAUGACAAAAUGAAUUUGAGUGCAACAUAUUUGUUAUCUACUCUAUAUCCAAUUGAGUA
Messenger RNA from Brassica rapa (field mustard), 1506 nucleotides. Its product is annotated as probable mannose-1-phosphate guanylyltransferase 3. Gene Ontology annotation, molecular function: GTP binding; mannose-1-phosphate guanylyltransferase (GTP) activity. Gene Ontology annotation, biological process: GDP-mannose biosynthetic process. The record is from RefSeq and is a predicted model, not a curated record. Lineage: Eukaryota; Viridiplantae; Streptophyta; Magnoliopsida; Brassicales; Brassicaceae.